This is a messenger RNA of Manis javanica (Malayan pangolin), 2357 nucleotides long. It is a transcript of the gene NT5C2, whose product is annotated as 5'-nucleotidase, cytosolic II. Lineage: Eukaryota; Metazoa; Chordata; Mammalia; Pholidota; Manidae. Gene Ontology annotation, molecular function: 5'-nucleotidase activity. Gene Ontology annotation, biological process: IMP metabolic process; adenosine metabolic process. The record is from RefSeq and is a predicted model, not a curated record.
UUUGCUUUUCUGUUUUUCUCACGUUUUCAAGUAUUUAAAGCCAAGGAUAUUGGGCAUUGAGAUAUUGCCUGGCUAGGGUUCAGCAUUUUGCCCGAAUUUGUUGGGCCUCCCAGGGCCUGAGUUCUCUGUGCUUUAACAAACGAGCUACAGUUCUCAAGAGAUCAGUGAAGCUUGUUUGUUGAUCCUGUAUUCUCAUCCAGAGGAAGUAGAUCUUUGAGAAUGCCUAAGGAAGGGGUGUUUGUAAAUCGAAGUUUAGCCAUGGAAAAAAUUAAGUGUUUUGGUUUUGAUAUGGAUUAUACACUUGCUGUGUACAAGUCCCCAGAGUAUGAGUCCCUUGGCUUUGAACUUACUGUGGAGAGAUUAGUUUCUAUUGGCUAUCCUCAGGAGCUGCUCAGCUUUGCUUAUGAUUCUACGUUCCCUACCAGGGGACUUGUCUUUGAUACAUUAUAUGGAAAUCUUUUGAAAGUUGAUGCUUAUGGAAACCUCUUGGUCUGUGCACAUGGAUUUAACUUCAUAAGGGGUUCUCAGAUAGCUGCUCAGAAGAGACCAGAGACUAGAGAGCAGUAUCCAAAUAAAUUUAUCCAACGAGAUGACACUGAAAGAUUUUACAUUCUGAACACACUGUUCAACCUACCAGAGACCUACCUGUUGGCCUGCCUAGUAGAUUUUUUUACUAAUUGUCCCAGAUAUACCAGCUGUGAAACAGGAUUUAAAGAUGGGGACCUCUUCAUGUCUUACCGGAGUAUGUUCCAGGAUGUAAGAGACGCUGUUGACUGGGUUCAUUACAAGGGCUCUCUUAAGGAAAAGACAGUUGAAAAUCUUGAGAAGUAUGUAGUCAAAGAUGGAAAACUGCCUUUGCUUUUGAGCCGGAUGAAGGAAGUAGGGAAAGUAUUUCUUGCCACCAACAGUGACUAUAAAUAUACAGAUAAAAUUAUGACUUACCUGUUUGAUUUCCCACAUGGACCCAAGCCUGGGAGCUCCCAUCGACCAUGGCAGUCCUAUUUUGACCUGAUCUUGGUAGAUGCACGGAAACCGCUCUUUUUUGGAGAAGGCACAGUACUGCGUCAGGUGGAUACUAAAACUGGCAAGUUGAAGAUUGGUACCUACACAGGCCCUUUACAGUAUGGCAUUGUCUACUCAGGUGGUUCAUCGGAUACAAUCUGUGAUCUGUUGGGAGCCAAGGGCAAGGACAUUUUGUAUAUUGGAGACCACAUUUUUGGAGACAUUUUAAAAUCAAAGAAACGGCAAGGGUGGCGAACUUUCUUGGUGAUUCCUGAACUUGCACAGGAGCUGCAUGUCUGGACGGAUAAGAGUUCACUUUUCGAGGAGCUUCAGAGCUUGGAUAUUUUCUUGGCUGAACUCUACAAGCACCUUGACAGCAGUAGCAAUGAACGCCCAGACAUUAGUUCCAUCCAGAGACGUAUUAAGAAAGUAACUCAUGACAUGGACAUGUGCUAUGGGAUGAUGGGAAGCCUGUUCCGUAGUGGCUCCCGGCAGACCCUCUUUGCCAGCCAAGUGAUGCGAUAUGCUGAUCUCUAUGCAGCGUCUUUUAUCAAUCUGCUGUAUUACCCAUUCAGCUAUCUCUUCAGAGCUGCCCAUGUCUUGAUGCCUCAUGAAUCCACAGUGGAACACACACAUGUAGAUAUCAAUGAGAUGGAGUCUCCCCUUGCCACCCGGAACCGCACGUCAGUGGAUUUCAAAGAUACAGACUACAAGCGGCAUCAGUUGACACGGUCGAUUAGUGAGAUUAAACCCCCCAACCUCUUCCCACUGGCGCCCCAGGAAAUCACACACUGCCAUGACGAAGACGAUGAUGAGGAGGAGGAGGAAGAGGAAGAAUAAGGAGGAAAACGAAAACUCUAAGCAUCCAUUAAACAAGUUCUGGCAGGACUCACAGGAGCAAAGGAUGUUCCUGUUUGGGUUCCAGUUGGGGAGGGUGGUGGGGACCUCCAUCAAAGGCACAUCUGGAAAGUUUCUGAAGACUUUAAAAUAUUGUAGUCAUAGGGAGACACUUAUUUUAGUUCUGUGUGUCUGCCCUCUUUGCAGAUGGUUCAAAAUUGUAAUGGAGUCUGUACUGGAAGAAAGGAUAAAGCCAGGCUGAACUGCAUGCUGAUGGCUCCAUUGUGGCUUGUGACACUGUUUUUUCUUGUCUUAUUUCAUCAUCAGUUAAUCUUAGUGUAUUGGAUACACACAGGGUAGUGGAGAGUCUCAGAUUGGAGCAAGGAGGAGGAUGGGAAGAGGUGAUCCAAAAAGGCUGUUCAUGUUACAAACUGUGCUCUUACUCCAAAAUCUGUCUUUUUCAGUGCAUUACAUAGUAUUGUAUAUCAGUGGAGAAAUACAUUGUUUGCAUUAUCAAA